Sesamum indicum (sesame) is the source of this 1176-nucleotide messenger RNA. RefSeq names its product ER lumen protein-retaining receptor A. Gene Ontology annotation, cellular component: membrane. Gene Ontology annotation, molecular function: ER lumen protein retrieval receptor activity. Lineage: Eukaryota; Viridiplantae; Streptophyta; Magnoliopsida; Lamiales; Pedaliaceae. Gene Ontology annotation, biological process: protein retention in ER lumen. The record is from RefSeq and is a predicted model, not a curated record.
UUAUUAUUGAAUCACUUGCAAACCCCCACCGGCCACCACCUCUCUGAUCUCAAAAUUUCUAUUAAAAUUUAUUGGCGUCAAAGUUUAAAACUUGCAAACUUCCUCCACCGCUGCCGUUCUCUCUCUGCAGGGAAGCGAAAAGAAGAAGACGAAGGGGAAAAGAAAAUUCUGAUUCUCGAACUCUCUUCAAAAUUUCGCAGCCAUGAAUAUUUUCAGAUUUGCCGGUGAUAUGACGCAUUUGAUCAGUAUCUUAGUACUCCUCCUUAAAAUCUAUGCCACCAAAUCAUGCUCAGGGAUUUCCUUGAAGACGCAAGAAUUGUAUGCAUUUGUGUUCCUGGCUCGGUACCUUGAUUUGUUUUCCGACUUCAUAUCAGUUUAUAACACUGUAAUGAAACUGGUCUUCAUUGGGAGCUCCUUGGCAAUUGUAUGGUGCAUGAGAUUUCACCGAGUUGUCAAGCGGUCCUAUGAUCGUGAGUUGGACACGUUUAGGCAUUAUAUUCUUGUGGGAAUUAGUUUUCUCUUGGCCCUACUUGUUCAUGAGAAGUUCUCGUUUCAGGAGAUAUUUUGGGCGUUCUCAAUAUACUUGGAGGCGGUUGCAAUUCUGCCACAGUUGGUCCUUUUGCAAAGAAGUGGAAAUGUGGACAAUCUGACUGGUCAAUAUGUUUUCUUUCUCGGGGCCUAUCGAGCCUUCUACAUCCUGAACUGGAUAUACCGCUAUUUCACUGAGGAGCAUUUUAGUCGAUGGAUCUCCUGCGUCUCUGGGCUUGUCCAAACUGCCCUUUAUGCAGACUUCUUCUAUUAUUACUUUAUCAGCUGGAAAGAUAAUGCGAAACUGAAGUUGCCAGCUUGAUGUAAACGAGAUAGAGUGAUAGAUAGAGUUGACAGAAUCUGCAGUUGUAUGCUUGUGGCACCUUCUGUCUCCGCAGCACGUCCCCUCACUUUUUAACUGAUUAAAGUUUUUUGAUAGAGUUGAGGUGACUAUCUGAUAUUUAGGAGGGGAAAUUUGUUCCCAGUUUACUCGUGCGUUUUGACAUACCCGGAAAAAAGAAAAAAAGAGAGGGAAAAUCCUUGUCCAAAUUAUUUAGUACAUGUAUAAAAUUUUGAAGGAAAUUUAAUGUGCACGGUUUGUAACUCAUGUAAUUUGUUUGUAAGUAUGGAUAGUGAUUUCCUAUAGCA